This is a messenger RNA of Poeciliopsis prolifica (blackstripe livebearer), 900 nucleotides long. RefSeq names its product oligosaccharyltransferase complex subunit (gene ostc). Lineage: Eukaryota; Metazoa; Chordata; Actinopteri; Cyprinodontiformes; Poeciliidae. The coding region runs from base 95 to 544 and encodes 149 amino acids. Gene Ontology annotation, cellular component: oligosaccharyltransferase complex. The transcript has 4 exons. The record is from RefSeq and is a predicted model, not a curated record.
UCCGGGACACGUCAACCAAGUCAGUGCGCAGACGCACUGGAGCCUAGGCUGAAAGCGCUGCUGGAGAGAAGGAAGCUACUUUUUUUGUUCCAUCAUGGAGACUUUAUACAGUUUUCCGUUUGCUGUGCUCGAAUGUCCGAAUAUAAAACUGAAGAAACCGUCAUGGCUGCACAUGCCGUCGGCUAUGACAGUGUAUGCGGUCGUCAUUGUGUCCUACUUUCUCAUCACGGGAGGCAUUAUCUAUGACGUUAUUGUCGAACCUCCAAGUGUGGGUUCAAUGACAGAUGAGCAUGGACACCAGCGACCAGUUGCCUUUCUGGCAUACAGAGUUAAUGGGCAGUACAUUAUGGAAGGACUGGCCUCCAGUUUCCUCUUCACCAUGGGAGGCCUGGGCUUUAUAAUUCUGGACCGCUCCAAUGCGCCAAACAUUCCCAAACUGAAUCGUUUCCUGCUGCUUUUCAUCGGCUUUGUCAGCGUCCUCCUCAGCUUCUUCAUGGCCAGAGUUUUCAUGCGCAUGAAGUUGCCAGGAUACCUUAUGGGCUAAGAACAUGGACGACAGAAAUUUACCAAACAGAAUUGUAGAAUCAGUUUCAAAUAAAGGUGACACUUACCCAAAUCUUAACCUCUCAAGACUGAAAGCACAGACUUUGCUCAAGAAAUGCAACCAGACCAACACCCUCGCCAAAACAAAACCUUUAAAACACAGAGCCUCUGGCAGACCUCUUUCUUAGGCUGUGUAAAUGAUACUGCCUAUUCACAUUUGUUUAAGAAAAGCUGUGUAAAGAAAGCUGUCUAUGACAUGCAGCCACCAAUUUCAGUACAGAAUUAGAACUGUUUGCGUUAUUUUGUUGAGUGUCUGAAAGUGUUUGUCAGUUUUUGUAUUAAAAUCAUUGAACAAGA